Molecule: messenger RNA, 16350 nt
Organism: Pararge aegeria (speckled wood butterfly)
Lineage: Eukaryota; Metazoa; Arthropoda; Insecta; Lepidoptera; Nymphalidae
Product: midasin
Exons: 41
Coding region: 114-16316 (5400 amino acids)
Biological process (GO): rRNA processing; ribosomal large subunit assembly
Cellular component (GO): preribosome, large subunit precursor; nucleus
Molecular function (GO): ATP binding; ATP hydrolysis activity
Source: RefSeq, a predicted model, not a curated record
UGCUUUUGUACCGGCUGUGUAUUGCAUUGUUUUUGUUCGAUAAUGUAUAUUAGUUCGUAUCAUUUUAUGUCUCCGAAUUUAACCCAGUGAUCCACGAAUAUAUUGUUGUGAAAAUGACCGAUAAUAUCAUCGCUGCGAUAAAGAACAUAGAGUUAGAAACAAAAAACUCUGAUCUAACUAAAACAUGUCAGCAUAUUGUGGACUCCUUGGAUAAUGGUUCCACCAAGAUUGAGGAUGUGAUUAUAAAGUUAUCACAAUUUAUUCUCAAUUUCGAAGAUGCAGUGCUAUUUAAAAAGUAUCUACCUAAUAUAUUGCUGGCAUUAGUUUCUACGCAAAUUCCUUUGAAGCUGGUGUUUUCCAACGCUAAUUUUGAUCAGUGCAAUGAUAUGGAGAAGACCCACCAUCUGGAGUACUCAGUUAUUUUGGCACUUAUGAGCGACCACCCUGACAUACUUCAAUAUGCCUUGAAAUACUUUCAAAUCAAUGCAAUACCUCCAUAUGAAGUAUUCAUACAUCAUGAGGAUUCAUACAAUGUCGCUCCAAAGAAAAGAAGGCUUUUAGACUGUCGGCAAAAGAUUACGGAUUACCGAUUAGUGUCAUGCUGUCACUCAUUACUAUGUAAACUCCCAAAUGAAUUGGCCACAAAAUGGGAUUGGACUAAAUUUGUUAACAAUUUUAGUAGUAAUGAAAAUGCUCAUAUAAGAUGGAUGGUGAAAGAAUGUAUGGCUAUACUGACAAAUAUGACAGAAGCUCAAUCCAAAACAUUAUCACGCAAUCUAUGUAUCACACAAGAAGAUGCUCUGAAAAACAUUCCAAAAACUGAAGAAGUAUAUAUUAUUGAUGGAAAUAUAAAUGAGCUAGAUAUAAAUAUAAGCAGUGUUAUAAAUAUUGAUGGUAUUUUACUGCCUGUUUAUGAUAAGAAUAAUGUGCAGCCUGGUAGUUUGGUUCCUGUUAAGUCUACCAUUAAUAGUUUGAGGAGUCUAGCCCUAGCUGUUGCAUCAGGUAAAGCUUUAUCACUUAUGGGACCUGUAGGCUCCGGUAAGACGUGCUUAGUAGAACAUUUGGCAGCCAUAACUGGACGCAAGAAAAUUGCAUUUAAGAAAGUGCAACUCGGCGAUCAAACAGACUCAAGAAUGUUGCUGGGCUCCCAUCAGUGCACAGAUAUACCUGGGGAAUUUAUUUGGGCACCUGGUGUUUUGACUGAGGCAGUCCAAAAUGGCCAUUGGCUGUUAUUGGAAGACAUUGAUUGUGCAGCACUCGAUGUGGCAUCAACAUUAAGUUCUCUAUUGGAAAGAAAUACGUUAUGUGUACCAGGUUAUAGAGAUGCUUUGCCAGUUUCACCAGGAUUCCAAUUGUUUGUCACACAAAGGACAGUAAUUACUAAUUACGGUUUCCAAAAGAAAAUGUCGAAUUCAAGUACACUAUUACAGAAGCACUUGACGCAAAUAAACGUUGAGCCAUUGUCAAGAUCAGAGCUCGCUGAAAUUAUUCACGCAAAAUAUCCUCCCCUAGCCUCAAUAUGUUCUAAAAUUAUUGAAGUGUUCAUGAUGUUUUCUGUAGGCAGUCAUGACACUUCUCUUCAAACGACGGAUGUGGAAGAAAAAGAUACAAAUGUAUUUAUUAUGCGAGGUUCCAGACUUAUCUCUACUAGAGAUUUAAUGAAAUGGUGUUCCAGAGCUGUUGUUGGAUUUAACGUGUCAAGUGCAGAAUCUGCUCUUAAGGUACUACAAGACGCUUUGGACAUAUUCACUUGUUCCAUUUCGUCACCAGAGUAUAGGCUCGAGUUAGCAAAGAAAGUCGGCACGUGCCUAGGCAUUGUUGAAACAAAAUCCGAAUUUUAUUGCAAGCACUACAAACCAAAUGUAUCUUUACAUUCGGAUUCAUUAGAAGUAGGCAGGGCCAAAGUUCCGAGGGUUGAAAAAUGUUUGGACAUGUUAGAUUUUGACAAUAAGGAAGUUGUAUUCUCAUUUACGCGCCAGUCAGCUUGUUUACUUGAAAAGAUUGCGUGUUGUGUUAGGUCAAACGAGCCCGUCCUUCUUGUGGGAGAAACGGGAACAGGGAAAACGUCCUCUAUACAGUAUUUGUCCAGACAAACUGGCCAUAAACUUGUAGUUAUAAACAUGAACCAACAAUCAGAUUCUGCUGACUUACUAGGCGGUUACAAACCAGUAGAUCUCAAGUACGUUAUACGACCCGUUAAAACGGAGUAUAUAGAAAUGUUCAAAGGUUUCUUUAACACAGAAAAAAACAAAAAGUUUAUUGGUCAUAUAGAAACAUGUUACGACACAGAAAACUGGACUGCAUUAUUGGCAUUAAUGAAGCAAAGUCACAAAGCUGCUGUCAAUAGACUAGUAAAUGAGAAGAAAGAAGAUAAGUUAAAAUUAUGGCUAUCAUUUGGUCAUAAAAUAUUAAAAUUAGACCAGCAAGUAAAAGCAGCGUCAAGAUUGUCUUUUGCUUUCAUUGAAGGGUCACUCGUUAAAGCGAUGCAGCAAGGUUAUUGGGUUUUACUAGAUGAAAUAAAUUUGGCAUCAGCAGAAAUUUUAGAAUGUCUUGCUGGAUUAUUGGAGAAUAAAAACGAAAGUAUAGAAUUACUAGAAAAAGGUGAUAAAGUUCCUAUAAAAAGGCACCCAGAUUUUACAUUAUUCGCUUGUAUGAAUCCAGCAACAGAUGUCGGGAAAAAAGAUCUACCAGUAGGUUUGAGAAACAGAUUUACGGAGUUCUUCAUAGAUGAACUAACAGAAAGAAAUGAUUUAAUGUUGCUUAUUGGUGACUAUUUGUAUCACAUGAAUUUAAGUGGUGCCAUAUUGGAGGCUAUAUAUCACUUUUAUGCUACGAUAAGGAAAGAAGCGAAACUAAAUCUUGUUGAUGGUUCAGGUAAUGCGCCGCAUUAUUCGCUGAGAACGCUUUGUAGGGCUCUAAUAGCCGCUGCUAAAGCUAAAUGUGGCACAGUCGCUAGAUCUUUAUAUGAAGCCUUCUGCCUUUCCUUUCUUACUCAACUAGACAGAUCUUCCCAUCCUAAAGUAGAAGCCAUGAUUGCCAGAGCGGUACUAGGAAAAAAGAACAUAAAUUCAGUUUUAAAACAAUUAAUUCCUGAACCAAAAAUUCAGGGUCAAAAUUUUUUACUCUUUGAAGGCCAUUGGAUACCACAGGGCAAUUUAGCAAUCGACAUUCCGGAGGGAUACAUAUUAACACCAACGGUUCGAAAGAACCUUCGAGACAUUGCACGUAUUAUUUCGUUAGGUAAAUUACCUGUUUUGCUGCAAGGUGACACUUCUGUUGGAAAAACCUCGUUGAUUACCUAUAUUGCUAAAGCGUCAGGGAAUUACUGCGUAAGAAUUAAUAAUCACGAGCACACAGACUUACAAGAAUAUAUUGGAUCAUAUGCAACAGACUCCAAAGGAAACCUUGUUUUUAAAGAGGGUGUUUUAGUCGAAGCAAUGCGAAAAGGUUAUUGGAUUAUUCUUGAUGAACUAAACUUAGCGCCAAGUGAUGUUUUAGAAGCUCUAAAUAGAGUUUUAGAUGACAAUCGUGAACUUUUUAUUCCCGAAACUCAGCAAGUGGUUAAAGCUGAUCCAAAUUUCAUGUUGUUUGCUACACAAAAUCCACCCGGAUUGUAUGGUGGACGCAAAAUGUUAUCGAGAGCCUUUAGGAACCGUUUUGUCGAGUUGCAUUUUGAUGAAAUACCAAGACCGGAAUUGGAAACUAUCUUGCACCAGAGAUGUCAUAUACCACCCACUUAUUGUAAAAAGAUGAUUGAAGUGAUGGCUGAGUUACAGGUGAGACGACGGGGUUCAGCUGCUGUUCAAGGCAAAGAUGGUUUUAUUACUUUAAGAGAUUUGUUUAGAUGGGGCCAGAGGUAUAAACAUGCUUCUAAAGACAUGUUAACUGUGGAAAAGUUUUAUGAUUGGGAUCAACACAUAGCCGAUGAGGGCUAUCUCAUAUUAGCUGGUAAAGUUCGGCAGUCAGAUGAAAGGAAAAUCAUAGAAGACGUUAUAGAAAAACACAUAAAAAGAAAGGUCGACCCAGAAAACCUCUUUAGUUUGCACUCGAAAACAUCACCUGUUACAAAAUCUAUUUUAGAGAUGAUUCUAAAUAAUCAACUCUCAGAAUUUUUACACAUCGUAUGGACUUACAAUAUGCGUAGGUUAGCUAUACUAAUUGCGAAAGCUUUCACGUUUAACGAGCCUGUAUUGUUAGUGGGAGAAACUGGUUGUGGUAAAACAACUAUAUGUCAAAUUUUGGCAGCUUUAAGCAACCGACAAUUAAUGUCUGUAAACUGUCAUAUGCACACGGAGAGCUCCGAUUUUCUUGGAGGACUUCGCCCCGUCCGUCAGUAUAAAAACGAUGGAAAAUUAUUUGAAUGGGUAGAUGGACCUUUAAUUAAAUCGAUGGAAAAUGGUCAUUUGUUUUUAGCUGACGAAAUUUCUCUGGCGGAUGACAGCGUUUUAGAGAGAUUGAAUUCCUUACUUGAAAGUGAAAGGCAGCUAGUGCUUUCGGAACGAGGCAUGGAAGAUAAUUCGGAUAUUGUAGUCAUUACAGCUGUCCAAAACUUUCAUUUUAUUGGGACAAUGAAUCCCGGAGGAGAUUUUGGGAAAAAAGAGCUUUCGCCAGCUCUCCGCAAUCGGUUCACAGAAAUAUGGUGCGAUCAUGUUAGUAUAAGAGAGGAUUUACUAAAAGUGCUUGAAAAAAGUGUUAGCAAAGGAAUAGCAUUGGGUAACCAAGAGGAUGGUAGUUCUGGGAUUGGAAAUUGUAUAUUAGACUUUACAGAUUGGUUAAAAAGUUCCGAAGUCACUAAUAAAUUCCCAUUCAGCAUACGUGACUUACUCUCGUGGGUUCAAUUUAUAAACGUUACCAUUUCUAAAGGUCUAUUAGACGUUCCUGAAGCAUAUGUACAUGGUGCUUGCAUGACCUUUUUAGACUGCUUUGGUACAACUCUGACGGGGCAUAUAGAGAAUGAGACAUUGGUUUUUCUACAUCAAAAUGCUAUUAAAUUAUUGCUGACGCAAAUUAAAACUUUUGGAAACGAAUAUACCGAAUGUCUUGAAAAAAUGCUAUGUAAUCAACGUCUGAUGCUUAAAGCCGAAUAUAAUGUCUCAAAGUUUGGGAUCAAGCCGUUUUUUAUUGAAUGUGGACCACAUGGUAACUUGGAUGAGAAACAAACCUUUACGUUUAGCGCACCAACCACUGGGUCGAAUACUUUACGACUGCUUCGAGGUCUUCAAUUAAACAAAGCUAUACUUUUAGAAGGAAAUCCGGGCGUUGGAAAGACUAGCUUAGUUACGGCUUUAGCCAAAUCAUCGGGGCAUAGAGUCGUUCGUAUAAAUCUGAGCGAUCAGACGGAUAUUACAGAUCUUUUCGGAACUGACUUACCUACCGAAGAUGGUUCGUUUACAUUUAAAGAAGGAGCUUUUCUUAAUGCUCUUCAAAAUGGAGAUUGGAUUCUAUUGGACGAGCUCAAUUUAGCUCCACAAUCAGUAUUAGAAGGUCUUAAUGCGUGCCUAGAUCAUAGGGGGGAAGUUUUUAUUCCAGAACUAGGCAAGACUUUCAAAGUAAAACAUGAAACCAAACUCUUUGCUUGCCAAAAUCCACUGAAACAAGGUGGGGCUAGAAGAGGAUUACCGGCAUCAUUUUUAAACAGAUUUACGCAAGUUUACAUUGACACGUUGACUAAAGAAGAUCUCUUAUACAUUGUUAAAGCCCAAUACUCGCAGUUACCAUUAGAAAUUUUGCUCAAAAUUGUAGAAUUUAACUGCAAAGUGGCCCAUGAAGUUACUGAAAUUCAAUCUUGGGGUCACAAAGGCGGUCCCUGGGAAAUGAAUUUGAGGGAUAUUCAAAGGUGGUGUGAAGCACUUAUAGACGAUCUUAAAUGUGGGAAAAAAACGUGUCCUGGAAAAUACGUUGAUAUGUUGUACAUUAAUCGCAUGAGAACAGAUGAAGAUAAAGAACGUAUGACACAAAUAUACGACGACAUAUUUUUACCAGAACAUCCUAGAAGCGAUAGCAAUCCUCAAAUCGCAAUCGAAGAUGAAAUCCUCUUAAUAGGAGAUGUGACAAUACGGAGAAAUAAAGAGUUGAUGUACAAAAGUAGGCGUUCUGUAGAAACUAAUUUGUUGAUUCUGAGAAAUCAAUUGCCAACUCUAAAAGCUUUGGCUCAGAAUGUCAAAAUGAAUUGGCUAUCCAUAAUUGUUGGCCCAACAGCAACAGGCAAAAGCAGUAUUAUUCAUGUAUUAGCCGAUUUGACAGGAAAUGAUCUACAUGUUGUGCCAGUAACGUCUGCCAUGGAUGUUUCAGAUCUAUUAGGAGGAUUUGAACAAGUCGAUUAUAACAGAAACCUGGAAAGCCUUUAUGAUGAAAUCGAAACAAUAACAAUUCAUAUUGUGAGGAAUUUGUGGAUUGUACAGGAAUCGAAACAAUGGAGGUCUAAUAAAUUGUUGAGUAACCUCUAUCAAUAUAAAUCCCUCCAAAGCAACUUUUUAGACAAGAACUCUACGAAUGAGGAUAUAAAAAAAUUUGAAGAAAGGUUACUUUUUCUAUUAGAGCAUUGUAAAAAGUUAUUAGAUUGCGCUAUAUCAUGCAAUCUCACAAACGAAAAUGUUGAAAAAGCUAUAAAUAAUAUAAUAAAGUUACAAAACAAAGUAUCUGCAUUAACUUCUGUGAAUGCGGGCGGUAAAUUUGAAUGGGUUGACUCAUUGCUCGUGAAAACUUUGAUUGAAGGAUCAUGGCUCUUACUAGAUAAUGUGAACUUGACAUCAGCAGCUGUGCUGGAUAGACUAAAUGGACUGUUGGAACCAAACGGUGUGCUGAGUAUAUCGGAAAGAGGCGGUAUAAGUGAAAUCAAGCCUCAUCCUAACUUUAGGGUUUUCUUUACAAUGGAUCCUAAGUACGGGGAAAUAUCUCGAGCAAUGAGAAAUAGAGGAGUUGAAGUAUUUUUAUUAAGGCCCGAUGAUUUUGAUUUAGGUUUAUCUGAAACAAUGAACUAUAUGGAUUUAGUAGCUUUGCUUUCUUCUUGUGGACUACCAAAUGAAUAUCAUGAUAUUUGUAUUCGAUGCCACGAAUCAUUGACUGCGUUUGUACAAGGAUUAGAAAGACCAACGGUAUCGCAUUUGCUACAAUCGGCACAUUUAACUUGGCAACAACUUAUUAGAGGGAUUUCUAGUACAACUGCUUUGCUGAGUAGUUUCUCAGACGUUUAUAUAAAGCCAAGAAAUGGGAGUGAUUUUGCUUCCUCUGUUAACAUGUCGCUAGCUGAAAUGAAAAAUAAAAUGUUAAAAGCUCUGGAAUUCGAAUUAGGAACAGAAGACUAUGAUCCUGUUGUUUCAAAUGACGUCAAUCAUACAUUAUCAGUAAAAGGAUUGUGCACUAAUUCAUCGUAUGAGGUUGUUAAGCAAAUAGCCCAUGUGGUAAUAAAACAGACAAAAGAUUCGGGAAUUACUUCAGAAAGUUUGGCUCAUGUUUUAUUUUGCAUUUUGACAUCAUAUAGUAAAUGCUCUCCAGAACUAUUCGAAACGCUUCAUUAUAUACUAAAAAAAGGUGUGAAACUGAACAAUACCAAUAAAGUCAAAGCAUUAACUCAUCAAUUAAAUGAUCAGGCGUUUGUAUAUUUACAAAGCAAUAAAAAUACCACAUCAUAUAAAAGAUUUUUUCCCGAAGCUCACCAAGUCGAUCCUGAGAUUGUUUCUGAUAUUAAUACUGAUUUUGCUCUCCUCUACUUUGAGUUGCAAAACAUUGUUUUGCAAUCAUUUUUAGGAGAGAAUAGUUUCUCUGCAUUGGACUACUCUAACGCAGUGUGUGAAGGAAAAUUAACUGAUGAUUUUACAGAAUAUCCUAUUUUGAAAAAUUGUAGGAUCUAUCUCGAGAUCAUUGAUCGCUAUAUAAAACGUGCUAUAAAAUCAAUUAAAUCUUCCCAAAUGUACUUCAACGAUGAAUUACUAUGUCUUGUUGUACAGUUAUUAAACUGGCGCCAGAGGUUUAUAAAGGUUUGUUCUAUGCAAAUAUUUGAAAAGACGAAAAAUAAAAGAACUCCCAUUUUAAAGGAUGAAAUCAUUCCUCUGUUGAAUGUUCAUAGAAAAUGGGUACAAAAAUAUUUACUCGGUGAACUAUUUAAAGUACCAUCGAAUCACGACAAUCUGAAAAGUUUUAGCAAUGAAUUAAAAUCUUUAAUGUUAAAUACAGAGCAAGAUAAUUCUAAAAUUGCUAAAGUUGCCAAAAAACUGCGUAAAUGUUAUGGACAACCGAAGUUGUAUAAAAAUCAAAAUGAACAUGAGUUGUCUACAAAGAAAACCGAAUUAUACAGCAGAACACAUUUAGAUGUGCUGGACUCUGUAGAUCGGCAGCUUUAUAAAGUUUCGAUAGAACCAAGUUACAUAUCAGACGCUACACUAGCUUUAGAUGUACCAGACAAAGAGAUUGUUAAAGAUAUUGAGGAUACUCUGGCGAGGUUGGUGCAAAAUAUGUCAGAUAAUGCUAAAUUCAGAUCGCAAUUAAAACUCCUUCCCAUGAACUUGUAUGUGAUACAAAGGAUAAUUAACAUUCUGCAACCAUAUCUUGUUGAAGUUGUAAAUAAAAUAUCAGACAAUGAAAUCAACUUAGGAAGCCAUUCAAUGGGUACUAAUUGUGUUGAAUUUUUGAUAAGUGUGAUUCAAACAGCAAAUGUUAUGAAAGGAUUCCCUACAUCACUGCUCGACCAGUUAAAGAUUAUUCGACAAAUAUUAGAAGGCAGUCCAGAUAUGGUCUCUCAAAGGAUCUCAUCUCUUCCAGUUAGUUUUUGGAAUGAUUUAUAUACCAUGCUUGCUAGUUCUCCAGUAACAUAUCCAACACCGUUUCUGAAUCAAAAGUCCAUGCAAAAUUCUGAAGAGAUUGUUGAAACUAUUCCAGCCAAUACCAAGAGAAUGUCAACUAAUCUGCCACUGAUGUCUUAUUACCUACAGAAUUUAACCACAUCUUUGGAUUUAUCGAGCUCCUGUCCAGUAUUGGCAUAUGAAAAAUUAUCUUUAAAAGAUCGUGUAGACUAUUCCAUGCAGUUGGGUACUAUAUUGAAUAUUUUGUGGAAGAAUAUUGGUACAUUGGACGCGAUGGCAGAGUUGAAACUGAAGUCAGAUGCUAAUUUUGAACAGCAAAAAUAUACACAGCUUUUGUACUAUUUAAAUUACAUUGUCUCCGAACAAUGCAAUGUUGGUAAAAACACAGAGAAUUCUGAUGAUGGUACAGUACAGACUUUGCAAGUACACUUUAAAGACGAUACACAUUUCCUUAAAUUGUUCGCUCAUGCAAGCGACGUGCAUGAUACACUCUCAACUUUAAUGUCGCAAAAUUUAAACGAUACUCCUUUGGUUACAAAAGUGAAAAUUCUGACUUCGCAACUGUCCCUCUUGACUAGUUUUAUACUAGUUCGAAUAAUGGCAGAAAUAAGUCCAAUUGACCAUGUGGAAAAAUAUCGUUUUAAAGUACAAUACAUAGAGGAAGAUAUAAGUAUGUUCAAUAAAUUGUUGAGCGCAUAUUACGUACAUGGUGUGAUAUCCGGCACUAUAUCCGAAAAUAGGAACAUUGAAAAACCAUCUCAAGUUGCCACAGAUUAUUACAAAGCCGGAACUGAAAAUCGAGAUAGGCUAAAAAAGGUGCAUCCAUACUGCAAAGUUCUAAUGGAAUUAAAAGAAACGACAGCUCAAAGUGUGCAUAAGUAUGCAUCUGGCAAUACUUUUAGACCCAAGGAACCUUCCUAUGGUAACUUUGUCAAGGACUGUACGCACUUCACGAAAUCUAUGCUGUCCGACAGAACAACAACGGCAAUUUCUUCAAAUCUUAUUUCGUCUGCCAAUAGUUUGUAUGAAAUCAUGAACAAAAAUGCACCGGACAAAGCUGUAUUAAAUAAAGCACAAACAGCAAUCAAGGAGACUUCUUCUUGGAUGUAUUCAGUAAAAGCUUUUAACAAUAAAGUCAAAACGGUUUAUUCUGUGGCCUUUCCGGAUCUAGCCAAACUUCUACAAAGCUCAUUAUCACAAAUUGUGUACAGUGUUACAACAAUGACUGACUUAAUAAAGCAGCUUCUUGCGAAAAUAGAACACGGUCCUGAUAUGCAAAAUGCUCUCACCUCUUUACUAGAAUUCCCUAAUGCUAUCCCAAACAAAGCGGCCAGAGAAAAACAUCUUAAUAGAUUUGUUUCGUCGAAUUUAGUGCAACUCCUAAAACGAAAUGCAAUAGCACCAACUGAAGAUGCCUCCAUAGAAUCACAAUGUUUAGAGGUCUUGAAAAUGAACUUAUCCGAAAUUAGUAUGAGUUGUAUAGCAUCUCAACGGAUCGAUCAAAUCACAAUGAAUGCAGUAUUGACCACAUUUAAUGCGCUUGUCAAAGCAUGGGAAAAGCAAAGACAAGAUAUUGAAAAGAAAAAACAAGACGAUGAAGCCUUAUACGUAACCAAGUCAAAGUGCGAAGACGAAGAUGAGGACGCCAUCGCAGAAGAAGAAAUAAUGGAAAUGUUUCCAUCUUAUUCAGAGUCAGAUUUUGGGGAAUUUAAGCCACCAACACUCGAACAAAGGAAAAUUAAGGCACCUACAAAUAAACCAAAAUACUUGAUCAGCUCCGAGGAUGUCUCCCUUAUAUACAAGUGGCAUUCAAACUUUGUUCGCAAUAUGACCAGUGCUGAAUGGUUACCCAGCCCAAAGAAGUUGGUGGGUAAUGAUGUACUCAGCCCGCUUUUAUUGCGUUAUCCUACAUUUAGCAGUGUCAUUCAGGAGGCCUGGGAGGCUCUGGAUGCUAACUUUGAAGGUAGAAUAUCGCCGAGCUUUUUGGUUAUCGUCUCGCAUAUAAAGGCUAAAGUUGAUGGCAGCGAUGCUACAAAUCAGAAACCAGAUUUCUACCGUUCCGCUUGGGUAUCUGAGACAAAAGAAUGUGUGCCAUUAUUGAACAAGGUGAAGGAAAGUACUAAUGAGUUGCUUGAUCAGUGGCCCGACUUCCCUACACUCAAGGACAUUAUAAUAAUAGUAGACAGGAUACUUAGUUUUCCAAUCACUAGCCCUGUGUCCCGGUUUCUUACUGGUCUGGAGUUGCUCCGGGAUAAGAUUGAGGAAUGGAACAAAAAUGCUCAUAAGGGAAAUAACUUGAUUGAUAUAUCUUUGGCAGUAGGCCAGCAAAUUAUAAACUGGAGGAAGUUGGAAAUGAGCAAUUGGAAAGAAUGCCUUAAUAAUUUGUACCAGAGAAAACAGUCUGAAGCACACAAAUAUUGGUUCUACAUGUAUGCGGCAAUAAAUUCUUACUUGGACCCUGGUCCAGAUGAAUCUGUAUUAUCUUCGAGGAUCGUAUCUGUGUUGAAAGACUUUAUGGAGACAUCUAACCUCGCUGAGUUUGAAGUCAGAUUGGACAUUGUUUAUGUGUACCAUUGCCAUGUGGUACAUUUGGAACGCAGUGAGCGACGAGAUGAACUUAUAUCCAUAUUAUGGAACACAUAUAACUACUACGCACAAUUCUCAACGCAAAUCGCCGCACAAAUCAAGGAGAAACGCGCGCCGAUAGAGAAAAAACUGAAGGAUUUUGUCAAAAUUUGCACUUGGGACCGUGACCUUAGCUACUGGAGCGUCAAAGAUACAGUUGAAAAAGCUCACAAGGCCCUUCAUAAGCAUACUAAAGAGUUUGAGAAAGUCCUUAAAGAGAGUGUAGCCAAUAGUCUAGUGGACAACACAAGCGAAGUCGGGGCGGAUCACGUAGGUAUAUGGGAUCGUCCGAAGAGGGCCACGAGUGCCAAUGCCCCUACUGGGGGAGCCUAUAUGAUUGACCCCCAAAUACACAUUGUAUUGGCUAGGAAUAUUAAGAAAUACGUUGACCAAACUGAACAGCCUUGUCCAAUAAUAUCAGAAGGCAGCCUUUUAUCAAAGAUACCCAGCUUGCUGAACAAAGCCAAGACGUUAUGCAAGGACACGAUCACUAACACUGGAUAUCCUUCUCUGGUGCAAGCAUUAGACGAUUUUGUGACCCUUGUGAUUGAAACUAGUGCACAUUUGGGUUCCUUAGAGGUUGACUCAACAGCAACAAAAGAAAAGCAAACGUCCCAAGCGAAGAACUUUGUACAACAAAAGCGGAAAGCCCUCGCUGACUUAUUUAAAUACCUGACUAAAAUGGGACUCAACUAUCGUACGGGAUUAGUUAUAAUAUCAGCAUCCGAAGAGUUGUAUGACUUUACUAUACCGCCAGUUGAUUGGGACGCAGCAAUGAACUAUUUGAAAAGCAGACGGUGUGAUCCUACACUGGCACUUCUAUGGUCGGGCUGUGAAAAGUAUUUCCAAAAAAAUAUCGCUCGACAUAGAUUAUUUAGUACAGCACUACAUACACCGCAUAGUGACCUGGGUAUGCAAAACAUAGAACGCUGCAAAGGAUUUGCCGCCCAACUAUUGAAAAUCACAAAUAUUCAAAAGAAAUCUAUAUCCAAAUAUACAAGGUAUAUUUGCGAAUUACGCAACGUUACCACUAAUCUCGCUAAUGCUCUUGAUGCUGACAUUAGCGGCACUAAUAUUUCAACUAUACAAGAUAAAAUCGAUAUUUUAAUAGAAUGUUACGCUCACACAAGCAUUAUGUUAGAUCAACUAAGUAUCGUACUGAAAUCUGUACCAGAAGAUACUAUGUCUGCGGAGUCUGUGCCAGAGUUCGAUAUUGUGCUGUCAGAUUCACUAGUACCACGAUGUUUACUUAAUAGCGAUAGGUGGAGUGAACUUUACAAGAAAAUAAAAGCAAUUAUAUCGGUAGUCGAUAAACAAAAGGCUGCAUUACAUAAACUUGCUAAUGCUACCCCUAAACAAAUAGGUGAUGUGAAAGAUUUACCGAACGUUUCUCAAGCGCAUAUUGACGUAACCCAUAAUGCCAUUAAAAAUUUAAACAUCGUUAUUGAGAAUAGCGAAGCUAUUUUACAGGAAUAUCAGUUCAAAUUUAGAACAACAAUCACUGAAGAUUUGAACUCUCAACAUCCUGUCUUAAAAUGUGUUAAAAAUUUGAUUCAAUAUUUGAAUAAUACCACAAAAGAACUGGAUAAAUUGGAUGAAAUUAAUGACCAAGAUAUGAGCGAAAAUUCUUCUGCUACAAUAAUUGCACAAACAGAAGAUAUUGUAGCCACUAUGUUGCUUACCAUCCAGUCACUGUACAAGAAACAUUUACCACUUGACAAAAGUUUGGACAAUUUAGAUGUUUUGAAUGAAAUCGAUAAAAUUAUAGAUGGAACAAAUAAUGAAAAAGAGGAGUCUAAAGAAAUAUUAGAGGAUAAACAUUUGAAAGAAUUGUUACAGGAGAAAUUAUCGAUUGACUCUAAACUUUUACAAUUAGAUAUUUUAAUAAACAAAAUUCGUAAUUUACUAUGCCAUUUCGUCCAGUAUAUCGCCACAAGAAAUGAAACAGAAAAUAUAAAGAAUGCAGUGAUGAGAUUAGUCCCGAUAUUAGAACAAACUGUGUUAUUUGUUCAAUAUUUUUUGUCGCAAAAGGUAGCGGUGCACAGAGUGUCCUGCAAGAUGCUUUCAGUUUUGUUGAAAAUAUUUUCGGAUUUGGCUACUAAAGGAUUUUGCAAGCCUGGUGAUCUGGAUAUGGAAGAAGGUGAGGGCGAUGGUGGCCCCGGAAAACUGUCGAGUGGAAUGGGCCUGGGCGAAGGAGAAGGACAAAAAGAUGUUUCUGAGAGAAUUGAAAAUCAGGACCAAUUGGAGGACGCACAUCGUCCAGGUGAAGAGAAGAAUCAGGAAGAUAGAGAUUGCAAAGAAGAAGAAAAGGGAGUUAAUAUGACUGAUGAUUUUGAUUCGCAUCUACAAGAUGUUGAAAAAGAAAGCGAGGAAUUAGAUAAAGAUGAUGAAAAUGAUGAUGCAGACAAGCAAAUGGGUGACACUGACAAUGCGGCUGAAAAGCUGGAUCAACAAAUAUGGGGUUCUGAAGACGAAGAUGAUUUAGAAGAAGAAUCUGGAAAGAAUGAGAAAGAAGAACGAGGUAAGGGUGAAAGUACAGGUGAAAAAGAGAUGGCUGCGAAAGAAGAGGAACAAGGUCAGGACGAUGGAACAGAUGGAAAGGAAAAACAAAAGAAAAAGGAUGUCAAUGAAAUGAAAGAACCUGAUAUUGACGAUGACCACAUCGAUCCUUACCACGGUAACCAACAACAACUGCCAGAGCCAGAAGAUUUUGAAUUACCAGAUAAUAUGAACAUGGAUGGUGACGAAGGAAAUGAUGAUAAGGACGGUGAAACCGAAACAGAAAAUCCGUUUGAAAUCGAUGCAAUGAAAGAGGCUAUUCCAGAAGAGGAAGAGAAAUCUAAAGAAAAAGACGAAAAGAACAAUAAGAAUGGCCUUGAAGUUUCAAGUGAUGAAGAAGAUGGCGAAGGAAAUGAAGAUGUGACUGACGAUCAUAACAAACAAGAUAUCGAAGAUAAGGAAGGAAAUGAAGGUGAAAAUGAUAAAGAUAUACCUAAUGAAGAAAAAGAUGACACAGAUGCGAAACUGGAUUCCGAUAAUCUCGAUACAGAGAAUCCUGAACCCGAAACACUGGAGGAGUCUAAAACUGAAGAAGAAAACAUGCAAAAGAAUCCAGAUAGUAUAAAUGAAGAAGAAAAAACUCAGGAAAAAGAACACGAAGCGAACCCUCAAGCGAAUCCUUCUAACAGUGAUCCGACGGCUGAGGAUAGAGUUGAAAACGCCGAGAUGGAGAGAGGCACUAAUGACAAUGUUGAAACUAAUACGGAACAGGCUAAAGAUGAAGAAGCUGAGCCUUUUGAACAAGCCCAAGAACAAGUAGGUGAGGACAUACAAUCCACUGGAAUGUCCGAACUAGACAAAAGCGAUAAAGGACAUCGCGGUAAUAAGGAUGCGACAAGAGCAGAAACCUCUCAAGAUAAAGAACAGAAAAGAUUUGAAAAUAAACCCGGGAAGACUGAUCAAGAAAGGACUUUGGGUGACGUAAAUGAAAGGAAACAUAAGAAAGCUCACACCUUGAAUGUUGAGAAAGAAGACGCAGAAAAUGAAGGUGGUGAAGGUGAUGAGAGACCAGAAAAUGAAGCGGAUGCUUACCAACACGUUAAACAAGCCAAGAAAGAUGAUCUGCAGGUUGUUGAUGCAGCUACAAAAGAACAAGCAGACCAACAACCGACGUUACAACAAGAUGAUGAAGAAGGCGACAAAUUGAAGGAAGAUGAAGACGUUGCUAUGGAUGUGGACGACGAAGAUAUUCAGGUCGAUAAGACGGAGGAACUAAAAUCUGAAAAGAUGAAAGACGGCAAAGAUAAAGAUCAGGACAAAACCGGUAACAAAAAGGAAGGAGGUGAUGAAAUCACAGGAGAAACUGGUAUUGAAGUCGAGGGUGAUACCGUGUUGACCUCUAAUGUACCUCGGGGGCGGGAUACUUCUUAUCAUACCAAACUCGAAGAAACCACCCAACAAGUCGAUGAUAUAACAAUGGAACAAUAUGUUAGCCUAAGACAGUGGCUUGAGUCCGGGGCAGUCCGCGGUAGUACCGCGUCAACUGCCGCCUGGCGGGCUGUGUGGAGUGACUGUGGAAACGCCGCUCGGGCAUUGUGCGAGCGGCUAAGACUGGUGUUAGAGCCCACUGGACGGUCCAGAAGAGCUGGUGACUUCCGUACUGGACGCGCCAUUAAUAUGCGUCGCGUGAUUCCAUACAUUGCGUCUCAUUUCCGCAAGGAUCGUAUCUGGUUACGCCGCACCAAGCCCGCUAAGCGAGAGUACAAGAUCGCCAUCGCGAUCGACGACUCGAGCUCAAUGGCUGAUAACCGGAGCAAGGAAUUGGCUUUCGAGAGCUUGGCUUUAGUCUCGCAGGCGUUAAAUCUACUCGAAUCAGGAGAUCUGGCAGUACUGAGUUUCGGCGAGAAACCAAACCUCUUACACCCGUUCACCGAACAGUUCUCAGAGCAUUCCGGCUCCAAAAUACUUGAGCAAUUGCUAUUCGAUCAAACAAAAACCAGGAUAGCACAGUUGCUAGAUUUCUGCACCGUGAUGUUCGACCAACAUUCGAUAAGGAGUGAUGCUUUGAACGCUAAAUUACUGGUGAUAGUCAGUGAUGGUAGAGGCAUUUUCUCAGAAGGAGAAACUAAGGUUUUGCAAGCGGUCCGGAGGGCAAGACAGCAAGGGAUAUUUUUGGUUUAUGUAAUCAUUGACAAUCCUGAUAAUAAGGAUUCGAUAAUGGACAUCAGGCGGCCAAUGCUGGACCCAGUGAGUAACACACUGAUGGGAUUCGUACCGUACUUGGACACGUUCCCGUUCCCAUUCUACCUCAUAUUACGGGAUAUGAACGCUUUGCCGACCGUCCUAGGGGACGCAUUAAGGCAGUGGUUCGAACUGGCUGCGAACACUAGUUAAUAAAAUAUAAUAGUAUUAAAAAGAAUCCUCGAUA